Pocillopora damicornis (cauliflower coral) is the source of this 1577-nucleotide messenger RNA. Its product is annotated as adenosine receptor A2a-like. Gene Ontology annotation, biological process: G protein-coupled receptor signaling pathway. Gene Ontology annotation, cellular component: membrane. The record is from RefSeq and is a predicted model, not a curated record. Gene Ontology annotation, molecular function: G protein-coupled receptor activity. Lineage: Eukaryota; Metazoa; Cnidaria; Anthozoa; Scleractinia; Pocilloporidae.
GUCAUUGUGAUUCAUCAUCAGAAUAAUAAAAUUACUUCGAAGUCGUAUGAAUAAGAUGGAUCUUACAAGUCCUGUUUGGUUUUGGGUUGUUGGAGGGAUUUUCUCGAUAUUAGCCGUCCUUGGAAACGGUUUGGUAAUGUAUCUCAUUAUUUCAAGAAAGCGCCUUCGUAGCACAAUCAACUGGUUUUUAUUUUCGCUCGCUGCGGCCGAUCUUAGUGUAGGAUUGAUAUACUUUCCUUUUCUAGCCUGUGGCUCUGCUUCUCUUUGUGGAAAGUGCGUAGCGAAAGCAGUACGAUGGUUGUUCCUCGAUUUAUCCAUGACAAAUCUCUGUGCACUAACAAUUGAUCGGUAUAUGGCGAUCGUUACUCCCUUGAAGUACGCUACUUUUAAGGCUAAGGGACGACACUUGUUCUUUCUAUUAGCAGCGUGGCUCAUACCAUUUGCUAUUCAUCUUGUGCCCUAUACAGUUGUGUGCUAUUUGAAAUUGCACCUUGCUGAGGACAUUUUUUGUGCCGUCUGGCUCUUCGCGUAUAAACUUCCUUCAUGCCUCCUAUUAGUUACAGCUUGUUCAAGGACAUUAUAUAUAACAUCCAGACAAAACAGACGUCAGAGAAUUCUUCUCUCCCAGUUGAUUUUCAACGGCUUCGCUUUCGAUGAUAUGAAGACCAGUGGAUCACAAGGUAAAGCAAGCACCUUUUCCAAAGCUCUUGGAAUCAUAGUGGCCAUCUUUUCCAUAUCUUACGCGAUUGACAUCGCCCGACUCCUCUGCAUUACAUUUCAUUGGAACAAUCACAUUCCAACGGAUUUAGUGAGGAUACAGAGGCUACUAUUCAUAUGCAACUCGGCAUUGGAUCCAUUCAUAUACAGUUUUUUAAAGCGAGAUAUCUGGAGAGAAGUAAAGUUUUUCAUUUCAAAUACGUUCUGCCGCUCGAGAGCUUGAAUUGAAGUAGGUCUCAUUCAUAUAAAUUUUCCUUAAAUUUUAGGAAAUGCUGAGUGUUUAUGAUAUUCUUUUUGUUUGUUUGUUUUGCUUUCCAAUUUUUACCUAUUUUUCUUUCACAAUCCCUGGCAAACGGUUUGAAUGAAUUUGAAAUUUGCAAAUGAUAAUACCUUGACAGAAAUACUGAAUUUCAUUUUCUAUCAGGGUGAAAGUGUUGUACAUACGACAUAAACCAUAAUCCUCCAGUCCCUUUAACUUUUUACCUCACAUAAGUGACCAAGACAGAAUUUCUCCUUCCAAUAUCAAUGUAACAUAAGCAGACAAGUGAUGAGAAUAAAGAAAUAUAUUAAUUGGGGGUUUAUUAGUUGAUCUAAAACCAAAUUCCUCAAACUUUCGUCUAAAACCAAGUUCCUCAAACUCACAUGAAAAGAAUUGUAUGGUAUACAGUAAGGAAAAUUACUACCGAGAUCUUGGGAAUGAAAGAGUUAAAAUAUAUUAUUUACAUUAACAAAACUACCAAGUACCCAAAGAACAAUCUUUUUCAUACAAUAUAUAAAAAUUUAAUGCAAUAUACAUCUGCAAUAAAGACACAUUCUUCACACUCUUGUACACAAAAUGCAAGGGAAAAAAACACUGAAGA